AUGGCCUGCCAUCGCGCGGGGCUGCUGGCCAUGCUGAUCUUGGCAGGCUUUGGCCUGCAGGGCUGCAAGAACCUGAAGGAGAUUGAGCCUCCGGAGACAGUGCUGUCCUUGCCGCCUCCCGUGACGCCAAUCCCGCUCGCGGUGCUCCCGGUAGUCACGCCGGCUCCGGUGAGCUUGCAGCCACUCCCGCCAUUGCCGCCAAUACAGCCGGCCCAAGUCGCUCCAGAGCAGCCUGCUGCGGCUCUGUCAGCGGCAGUUGCGCAACCCCGGCUGGUCGUGUGGAACAACUGCUCUACACUGCCAAUUUGGAUCGCUUCGUCCGGAAAUGUUCCGCCUCCGGCAACUCGAAAUGUCAGGAUCCUUCCGGGACAAAGUUAUUCUUUCUACAUCCCCAAUGCUGGGUUGAGUUCUACUCGCUUCUGGCCGAAAGCAUGGUGUGAUGACCUCGGCCAGAAAUGUACUUUAGGCUCCAGUGGAGGUGAUGGCCAAGACUGCCCAGCUGGCGGCUGUGCUCCUCCAAUAGAUUCCAAGUUCGAGGCAAGCUUUGGCGCCGUCGGGGUGGAUUGCGCCAAAGAUAACAAGGGGUGCGACUGGUGGGACACAAGCGCUGUUGAUGGAUAUUCGCUGCCUUUCAAGCUGGAAGUCGACAGUCAGUGUCCGCAGGCCAAGAAGAUUGACUGCUUGGGUCUAUCUUUUGCAGAAUGUCCAGCGGUUGAAUGGCUGGGAAAAAGUGUCGGGAACCAGGACCUUCGCGUCGUGGACCACGUGUCUUCUAAGGUUGUAGGAUGCUAUUCGCCCUGUGGCAAGCUUACAUACUCGAACUGGGGCAACAAAGUUGGUCAGCAUGCACCCGACAGUGACGUUGCGAAAAUGUAUUGCUGUCCGACACCACCUGUGAGCCCGCAACAGUGCAGGGCAGGUCCCGUGGAGCAGAGUGCCUUUGUCAAUUUGAUCCACCAGAAGUGCAAGAAUGUUUAUGGCUACGCAUAUGAUGACGCCGCAGCUUGGCACAUUGUGGAAACUUUUCAGAAUGCGCUCAUUGAAAGGCUCUUGCACUCCAGUCCUCGGCUUUUCGCGAAAGCGUGCGAAGGGUUUCUCCAUGGAGGUGGUUGCUACAGGACGGAUUGA
Messenger RNA from Symbiodinium sp. CCMP2592, 1128 nucleotides. The record is from the annotation of a GenBank genome assembly. Lineage: Eukaryota; Dinophyceae; Suessiales; Symbiodiniaceae.